AUGGAUGGGAGCUGCCCUUUGUGUAAUUCAGAUUUGGAAUCUUCUCUUCAUCUGUUCAUGGUAUGCCCUUUUGCAAAAUCCUUAUGGUUCCGAAGCCAUUGGGGCGUGAGGAUUGACUUAGUGGCUUUUGGGUCAACAUCUGAUUUUGUCAACUUCCUCUUGUCCCCCCCUUUCUUGGUUAAUCAAUGUUUGGGCCAGAAGGAAGAAUUUUUGUUGUAUGGUGCCAUCCUUUGUGACAUGGUAUGGAAACAGAGAAAUCAGGUCCUAUUUGUUGAUGUCUCUCUAAAUGUUGAUGGUGUGUCUACGAAGAUCUCAUGUCUCUUCUCUGAGCAUAAUAUUCCCAAGGGCUCUACCACUUAUCAGCAGGUUCCAUCCUCUAUUCAGACUUGGAUCCCUCCCCCAGGUAUGUCUUUUAAAAUUAAUGUUGAUGCUGCUGUGGGUCCUCGCUUCUCUUCUAUAGCUGUAGUGGCGAGAGACCGGAGAGGGGAGUUGGUAUUUGCCGGUUCUAUGAAAGUGAAUACCACCCUCCCUCUCUUGGCGGAAGUGGAGGCUAUUAAGUGGGCUCUCUCUUUAGCUCCUGCCAUGGGUUAUGACUGCAUUAUUGUGGAAUCGGAUUGCCAAUACUGUGUGCAUCUUCUCAAUGACUUGGCCGAGCGCCCCCCUUGGAAGUUCUGGUCCUUGUGCUCUGAAUUAAGAUCGUUUUUGUCUGUCUUAGAUAAGGUUUCUGUAAUGUGGGUGCCUAGGCAGUGUAAUGCAGUAGCCCACACUUUAGCAAAAUGGUCUCUUUCUUGUAAUUUCUUUGGUCCUUUUGAUUUUGGGAAUUACCCUGCAUGUUUCUCUUCCAUCAUUUUGGAAGAGUCCCGUAGGGCCUUGUAG
This is a messenger RNA of Quercus lobata, 876 nucleotides long. RefSeq lists its product as uncharacterized. Gene Ontology annotation, molecular function: nucleic acid binding; RNA-DNA hybrid ribonuclease activity. The coding region runs from base 1 to 876 and encodes 291 amino acids. The record is from RefSeq and is a predicted model, not a curated record. The transcript has a single exon. Lineage: Eukaryota; Viridiplantae; Streptophyta; Magnoliopsida; Fagales; Fagaceae.